Ailuropoda melanoleuca (giant panda) is the source of this 1198-nucleotide messenger RNA. It is a transcript of the gene MEI4, whose product is annotated as meiotic double-stranded break formation protein 4. NCBI's taxonomy places the organism in Eukaryota, Metazoa, Chordata, Mammalia, Carnivora, Ursidae. The record is from RefSeq and is a predicted model, not a curated record. The transcript is spliced from 4 exons. Bases 2 to 1198 code for a protein of 398 amino acids. Gene Ontology annotation, biological process: DNA recombination; meiotic DNA double-strand break formation; spermatogenesis. Gene Ontology annotation, cellular component: lateral element.
GAUGGAUGAUCAAACAUGGUAUUUGAGAACGUCAAAGGUGGCUCUGGCCUUGGCAAUUAUCCGCUCAACACCAGCAGACACAAGCAGCAGAGAAUACACAGAGCACCUUGCGAAGGUGGUGUCUGAGCAGGAGUCAACGUGGAAAUCAAAAGUCCAAGCCUUGGAAGCUGAAGUUCUGCAAUUACGCCACACACUUCUUCUGAGCAGGAUGCGUGCGGGAGUGUUUAAGAAUGGAGAUCCGUCUUCCCAGUUGCAGGCUCAGGAACCUGGAAGUUCUGACAAUACAUUAAGUCUGCUGGAAGAUUCUGGGUGUGAUUUAUCAAAUGAGCAGAGAAGUGAACCUUCAGAGGUGGCCCAGCAUUCUGUGGAGAGCUGCACCCGCACACCCUUUCUACCACUGCCCAUUGUGAAAAGACAUUGUGGCACUCUGGAAAAUCCUCUGUCUUCCCACAUGCAAUUCUUGCAACAUUUUCUUGAACUGAAGAACUUGAAAGAAUCAGGGAGUCUGAAAACAGACCUAAGCCACUUUGAAAAUGACUUCUCCACAGUAUCUGAUUCUGUUUUUCAGUUGCUGGAUGGCCUGAUCACUUUUUACCGUAAACCCAAAUUCCCUUUUUCAAGCUUUUGGGCAGAAGCUGUUAAUACUUUAGCUGGACUGAUCAGUGAUUAUAACUUAUCUAAUCAUAUUCUUAAAAAGUGUUCUAAGAAGUUGGAAGAAUUUGAGAAAACCCUACUGCAGGUUAUUUUAAGGAGCAACCAUAUAAACCGGUUUCAGGUGCAGCAUUAUGUGUCCCAGAAUCUGGUAACCCUGGGAAGUUGCAGCUUGUUGAGAAAAUCUAUAAUAUCUCUGCUUCUAUCAGAAGUAAACAGCUUCACUGAUGUUCUGGGUACCAUCAAUCAGGUUCAAGCCAGUUACGUGACACACUACGAAAAUAUCCUCUCCCUGUUCUGGGUUCUGGAGCAGCUGCUUCAGAAGGAAAACAAAGAAGGCAGCGCUUCAGGUGUAGGGCAUGACGACCAAGAAAUCAAGAAAUUUCUUCAAAAGCAUGAUGAAACUAUUUUCCAACUCUCUGAUGCGUUUCCUUUAUUUACUUUUUAUUUAUGGAGACUGGGCAUUCUCUUGAACUCAGUAGAAACUGUUGAGAGUAACUCACUUCCUAAGCAAUUUACUAAAGGUCAGAAGCAUACUGAAGUAUGA